UUACAGAACACAGGCAGCGUGGUGUUCUUUACAGACUUUGAUAGAAGCCAGGGCAACUACAUCACCGAUGCCGAUGGCAACUGUUUGCUUGACCUCUACACACAGAUUGCUUCCAUUCCAUUGGGUUACAAUCAUCCGAAAAUGGUUGAGGUUUUGAAGAAUGACAAAAACUGGGCCCUUUUUGCCAACAGACCAGCCCUUUCAUCAUUCCCACCUAAAGAAUGGGUCAGCAAAUUAAACAAGACAUUAAUGUCGAUGGCACCACCUAAUCUAACUCAUGUUCAGACAAUGGCAUGUGGAGCUUGCUCUGUGGAAAACUGCUUAAAAUCCAUGUUCAUGGUGUACCAGAGACAGAAGCGGAAAGGUCAGCCGCCAUCAGCUGAAGAACUGCAAUCAUGCUUGGUGAACGAACCACCGGGUUCCCCUGACCUGUCCAUUCUAUCUUUCAAGAACUCUUUCCAUGGCAGAACAAUGGGGGCUCUAGCUAUCACACACGCCAAAUGGUUCCACAAGCUGGAUUUUCCCCAGCCUCGCUGGCCUGUAGCAUCCUUCCCUUAUCUGAGAUACCCCUUGGAAGAGAACCAGCGGGAAAAUCGAAUCGAAGAGGACAGAUGUUUAGCUGAGGUCGAAGAACUGAUAGAGAAGUACUCCAAGAUGAAACAGCCUGUUGCCGGAAUCUGUGUUGAACCAAUCCAGGGUGAAGGGGGAGACAACCAUGCUACACCAUAUUUUUUCCAAAAUCUUCAGAAGAUUUGCAAAAAGAACCAUAUCAGUCUGAUGUUGGACGAAGUUCCCGUCUCCAAGGUGAUCAAAGAGGAUAACCUCUUAAGUCUGGUUCGGGAGACAGGUAGAUACCUGCUCACCUCUCUCGAAGAUGCUCAGCGGAAGUACCCAGGUAUUUUAAGCCGAGCCCGAGGUCUUGGAACCUACAUUGCCAUUGAUUUCAAAGAUGGUGCCACUCGAGAUGCUUUCAUCCAAAAUGCAAGAUUAAAAGGCAUCAACCUCGGUGGAUCUGGAUCGGUCACUCUACGUUUCCGACCGACUUUGACCCUCAGAAAGAAACAUGUCAACAUAUUCUUGGAUGUUCUUCAUUCUCUGUUGGCGCAGAUGAAAUAAUUCCUUGUUCCUCCUUGGUCGUUGCCAAUCCAUUGUCAAUCUCUACCCCCCCCCCAUCUCUUUCUUUCUCUCUCUGUUCAUUUAGUGUCCAUCAAUGUUGGUGGUGGUGGUGAUGGUAUUUAACCCCAGGUCAAGGUUGAUCAAACAGCUCUAGGCUACAAUUGUUGAACAUGAUGGGGGUCCCAAUUACAACAAAUAUAGUUCUAUAUUCAAGAGAUGAGGAAUUAUGUACAUUAUUUACAUUAUUUACAAUUGACGGAUAUUUAUCCUCAUUUUGUUUGUUGUUAACACAACAUUUUGGCUGAUAUACCUUCCAGCCUUCAUCAGGUGUCUUGGAGAAAUGAGAACCUGGGUUCUCAUUCCUAAGGUAUUUUUUGAUGUUGUUGUUAUUAUUAUUAUUAUUAUUAUUCAGGUUACUGCCUGGAAUCAAACUCGGAAUCUUGGGGUUAGUAGCCCACACUCUUAACUACUACGCCAUACGACAUAGUGGUUAAGAGUGCGGGCCCAAGAUUCCGAGUUUGAUUCCUGGCAGUAACCUGAAUAAUAAUAAUAAUAAGAAGAAGAAGAAGAAGAAGAAUGAUAAGAAUAUUGAAAAAUACCUUAGGAAUGAGAACCCAGGUUUAAAUUUCCCCAAGACACCUGAUGAAGGCUGGAGGGCGUGCACAUGCACACAUACACAACACUCACACAUAUGCACACAGACACAUACGUACUCUGACUCAUAAAGUACCACAGACACAGAAAUGGUUCCAAGUCUUGUUUCGAUGACAUUAUCUAAAGAAACUUUCUUGCAUUCUAUCCAAAAAUGGAAAACCUAAUUCUUCUCAGGAAGAAUUUCAAACACAUCCAUUACACUCAAAACACAGUAGUGGUAGUGGUAGUAGUAGUAGUAGUAGUAGUAGUAGUAGUAGUAGUAAUUAUAAUAACGAUGACGAUGAUGAUGAUGGUUUCAAAUUUUGGCACAAGACCAACGAUUUUGAGAGGAGGGGCAAGGUAUUUACAUCUACCCCAAUACUUUUUGUUCCAACGACCCUGGAGUGAUGAAAGACAAAAUUGACCCCGGUGGGAUUUCAACUCACAAUGUAAAGAGCUGGAACAAACACUGCAAGGCAUAUCCCCAUUGUUUAAACAAUUCUGUCAAUUCAACACUCUUAAUAAUAAUAAUAAUAAUAAUAAUAAUAAUAAUAAUAAUAAUAAUAAUAAUGAUAAUAAUGAUAAUAAUAAUAAUAAUGAUAAUGAUAAUAAUAAUUACAAUUGAAUCAUGCUCUUUGUCUUGACUGUUUACUUUUGUGAAGAGUUACGUCAAUCCUUUUUAAAAUAAUACUAUAAUAAUAAUAAUGAUGAUAAUAAUAAUAAUAAUAAUGAUAAUGAAUUUGACAGUAGUAACAGACCAUUACCCCAUUCCUUUCCAUUUAUCU
Molecule: messenger RNA, 2534 nt
Organism: Octopus bimaculoides (California two-spot octopus)
Lineage: Eukaryota; Metazoa; Mollusca; Cephalopoda; Octopoda; Octopodidae
Product: 4-aminobutyrate aminotransferase, mitochondrial-like
Biological process (GO): GABA catabolic process
Cellular component (GO): mitochondrion
Molecular function (GO): pyridoxal phosphate binding; 4-aminobutyrate:2-oxoglutarate transaminase activity
Source: RefSeq, a predicted model, not a curated record